AUGAAUUUUAUUAAAAGUUGCAUAUUAUCAACGGAGAAGAAAGAAGAAGAGGAAAUACCACAACUACCAGUCGAAAGUCCUGAUGUAAAGGAAAGUGGUUUUAAACAUUUGUUCGAAAUUCAACGCAUUUCAAAAAAACAACUUUAUGACCGUAAUCCGGAAUUUGUCGCUAAGUAUGCCGAAGAAAAAUUGAAACAAUUUACGCUUGUAGUAUGUGGGGCACCAAAAACUGGUAAAAGUACACUAAUCAAUGCUAUAUGUGGGAAAGCAGUUGCUGAUACCAGUGAUAGCCUUGAUGCCCUCACGACCGAUACAAAAUGUUAUCCAGUAGAAGGUGCGUAUCCAGUUAUAGAAGAGGAACAAGACUACCAGAAGAAAUUUCGUAUCAACAUUUAUGACACAAAAGGUAUAACCUCGUGGGAUUUGUCCAUAAUAGAUAUUCUCAAAUCGACCAAUCCAAUAUGUAUGAUAUACUGUGCAACGCCAGGAACAUUUGCUGAUUUGAGGAUGGUUGAAGAGCUGAUUAAAGAAUGUGUUAGAUUGAAAAUAUUUGUGGCUUUGGUAUGCACUAAUAUGUGGACAAACGACGAUGAACAUCGAGAAACUAUUAUGCAGGAGUUCGAUAACGUGUUAAAGGUAAAAUGA
Didymodactylos carnosus is the source of this 645-nucleotide messenger RNA. NCBI's taxonomy places the organism in Eukaryota, Metazoa, Rotifera, Eurotatoria, Philodinida, Philodinidae. The record is from the annotation of a GenBank genome assembly.